Aricia agestis (brown argus) is the source of this 1894-nucleotide messenger RNA. RefSeq lists its product as uncharacterized. The transcript has 2 exons. The record is from RefSeq and is a predicted model, not a curated record. Lineage: Eukaryota; Metazoa; Arthropoda; Insecta; Lepidoptera; Lycaenidae. The coding region runs from base 73 to 1839 and encodes 588 amino acids.
AGUACAUAAUAUUAAUUCCAUGGGUCAUUGUGGUGAACUUGGUGGUAAAUCGUGAACUCCAAUAUUUAAAAAAUGAAGCUAACGCUUCUGAGGAGGUUCGUGAAAUAUAAGUUUCCUGCGAAACUUGUGAACUUACAACAUGAAAACUUAGUCAUAGAUGGUGAUUAUUUUAGAGGUACGUACAAGAAAAGUUCCUGUCCGUACAUUCUCGGCGGGGAGUACGACCGCUACGCGAACUACUUGAGGAAUACUUUAAACAUGUUCGUAGAGUGCGGCGUCACUUGCUACGUCGUUUUCAAAGGAGCCAAUGACACUCCCGUCGAAAAACGCCUGGAGAUCCAUCAGAGGAUCAUCGACAGAACCGACGCCGUUCUACCGGGAAGGGAGGAAAACGUGUACUGCGAACCAAUUUUCGUUAAAGAUGUCGUCAAAGAAGUCCUAAAAGAGCUCGGUAUUAAAUAUUUUGUUUGCACUUACGACGAGAAGGCAACGCUCUUUAAUGUCGCGCACUUCUUUAAUUGCCCGAUACUCACAAAUGCUAUCGAGUACACGAUAUUUAGAGUGUCGUGUAUUCGACCGGAGUCUUUAACGUUCGACAAAACCAACAAGCGGAUUCGGUGUGAAGUUUUUGAAGGGGAAUGUCUUAAAAGGUUUUUUCCUCGUGAUUAUGAUCUAUUGGCUAUACUGGUGUCCUUGCUAUCUGAUGAUGCUACGUAUUACGCAAAAAUAGCGAGCAUAAUAGAGUGUCAAGAGUACAAACUAGUGCAGGCUUCGACUGCGUGGAUAAGAAAGAAGACUCCAGCAUUUGCUACCGAGAGUCUCAGAGCAGGGCUAGAUAUAGAAGAAGAAACGGAAUUGCUAUCGAAUGUGCGAGCGGCUAGAACCUUGUUUUAUCGCAACGGAGACAAAUUGGCGAUCCAGCAUUUUACGUCUCAAGUCGAGGGCGUAAGCAGUCGGUCAUUUAAAUAUAUGGUAGCCACUGGAAAGAUUGCAGCACCAUAUAUCAAUUUAAAACUAAAAGAAACGUUUUCGGGAUCGUGGCUCAUAGGUUGUAAGGAGAAACCUGACGCUAUGCUUCCCGCUUUGGAUAUUGUAUUUUAUUCCUACGCGCACCUCAGAGGAGGGAAAAAAUUUGAAAUCAAGUUUAUUGGACGUCAAAACAUUGAACAGACCUCAGAGAGCAAAAAUUGGGUGAUAUAUAAGAGCGUUCACGGUAAGAAUAUUGAGAGUCACUUCCGAUUAUUCCUGCACGACAAUUUGCGUGGUUUCGAUAUAUACAUUUUUAUAGAUGUACCACAAGAUUGUUGGCUGCUAUUGACGACUCUUGUAUUCUAUAACGUCCGGAAUGGCUCUGCUUUUACUAACGGAGCUUUGGCGAUCAUUCUAUCCUACGUGCUACUGUCCGUCGUUUCGAGAGUUGGUUUAAUUAAAAGGAGUAACUUCACCUUGUUCAACCCUUCGCCAGAUAACUUCAAAGACGAAAACGGCAUAUCGAAUACUGACUGCCUCAUCGUAGGCCAUCGGGUUCUAGAUUUAUUUUAUAUCAAUGAGCAGAAGCUCAAAGAUAAUUUUUCUCGCGAAAUCCUCCACAGCUUGGCCGAGUUCCAGCAUUGCUUGCAGCACAUGAACUAUCUUAACGCUAUGUGUGAUGAUAUCCCUCCCACGUGCUAUCACAAAUCUAUUAAUAUGACUCUUGUAUAUAAUGUCAUUUUGAUCCUGGACACUGUGGACAGUCCUAUGAGGUAUUUGAAAGAUCUUAUCAACUGUCCUUCAAUCUUUUCAUUUUACCGUCGGAUCGUGAAUGCAUUCAACAAAUGCCAGGACAAGGUUUUUACGUGACUUUUUAAGCUUCCUUUCAUUAUAAUAAUAUUAGGUUUACUUUUUACUAGCAAGG